Molecule: messenger RNA, 1191 nt
Organism: Pyrus x bretschneideri (Chinese white pear)
Lineage: Eukaryota; Viridiplantae; Streptophyta; Magnoliopsida; Rosales; Rosaceae
Product: WAT1-related protein At1g25270-like
Exons: 7
Coding region: 1-1191 (396 amino acids)
Cellular component (GO): plasma membrane
Molecular function (GO): transmembrane transporter activity
Source: RefSeq, a predicted model, not a curated record
AUGGCGCGGAAACAGAUGUGUUGUAGUACCAGUGUAGUACAAGGGUUGAAGCCAGUGCUGAUGAUGUUGAUGGUUCAGACGGCAUAUACAGGGAUGAAUAUAUUUUACAAACUGGUAGCGGAGGUUGGCAUGAGUUUAACUGUCCUCGUUGCCUACCGUAACAUGUUUUCGGCAGCCCUUAUGCUUCCUCUUGCUCUUAUAUGUGAAAGGAAGAGCAGGCCCAAACUUACCUUAGAUAUACUGCUUCAAGGUUUUCUUUCCGGAUUAUUGGGGGCAACAAUGGCACAAAAUUUUUACAUAGAGAGCUUAGCCUUAACAUCAACAACAUAUGUUGCAGCCUGCAAUAAUCUUGUUCCAGUCAUCACCCUCAUCAUAGCAGUAUGUUUUAGGCUGGAGAGCUUAGCACUUGGAACACAUGCAGGAAGGGCGAAGGUUGCGGGGACACUAGUAUGUAUAGGAGGGACCAUGCUCUUUACGUUCUACAAAGGGAAGCCUAUUGCCAUGUGGUCAACACACUUUAACCUUUUACGUAACCAUUUGCAUGAAAACAGCCACGUGGCAUCACUGCAUAAAAACACUCACACUCAGUUGUUGGGCUCCUUUCUGGCACUCUGCAGUAGUACCUCAUUUGCGUGUUGGUUGAUAUUUCAGACGAAAAUGACGAAGAGAUACCCUUGCCAUUACUCAAGCACUGCUCUAAUGUCUCUCAUGGCAUCAAUUCAGUCUGUAGUAUUUGCGCUUUGCAAGGAGAGGGAUUGGAAUCAAUGGAAGUUGGGUUGGGAUAUCAGACUUCUUGCUGCUCUGUAUACGGGCGUGGUGACGACUGGACUCGUAGUGACUCUAACUGCAUGGUGCGUACGAACGCGAGGGCCGUUGUUUGUGUCAAUUUUCAACCCACUUUGCCUUUUGCUGAUAACCUUUGCUGCGCCCUUUUUGCUGAAUGAAAAGUUAUACGUAGGAAGCAUGUUAGGAGGGCUUCUAGUUGUAUGUGGAUUAUACACAGUGCUUUGGGGUAAAAGCAAGGAGAUGAAGAUGAUGACUCAACUGCCACAACCACCACUUCAAGAUCAGUACUCCCAUUCCAUUGACAUGGCAACAUCUGCAGUUCACACUACUACUUGCGAUAGCAAUGCACGACCAAUCUCAAAUGCUCCAAUGAACAAUGGACUCAAAGAAAACAUUGAGCAUUAA